AUGGAAUAUCUCGAAACAACCGCUGGAAGUCCAUUGCAGUAUAUGGCCGAUGUCUACGGACAUGGUCUGAAGUACGAACGUCCGCCAUUCACUUUCCAAAGUAAUGAGUGGGAAUCUUUGGCAAGAGAACGUAUGUCCAGAGAAUCGCUCGGCUACGUCUGCGGAAACGCCAGUACUGGGGAAACGACUCGCAAAAACGGGGAGGCUUUUCAAAAAUGGUCUAUUGUGCCAAGCCGUCUAGUCAAGACUGAUUCCUAUCCUUCACUCCAAACGCAAUUAUUGGGACAAACCCUUCCAACCCCAAUUGCUGUUGCGCCAGUUGGAGUUCAACGUAUCUUCAAUCCUGAUGGUGAAAUUGCAGUUGCUAAAGCCAGCGCCAGAGAAAAGGUCCCUUAUAUCUAUAGUACAGCUGCUGCUACUUCAAUGGAAGAUGUUGCUAAAGCUAACGGUGACGGUGUCCGUUGGUAUCAAUUAUACUGGCCAUCCAAUGAGCACAAUGAUUUGACUGCAAGUCUGUUGCACAGGGCUAAAGCUAACGGUUUCACUGCCUUGGUCGUGACCUUGGAUACUUAUAAACUUGGCUGGCGUCCAAGUGACCUGAACAAUGGUUAUAAUCCAUUUUUGCGUUCUGACAGCAUUGGUACGGCUCUUGGGUUUUCAGAUCCUGUCUUCAGGAGUCACUUCAAAAAGAAGCACGGUAAGGAAGUCGAAGAGGAUCUACAUGAUGCCGCUAGCGAAUGGGCUGGUUUAAUUUUCCCUGGAUUUAGUCACGGUUGGGAAGACAUCGCUUUCUUGCGUGAAAAUUGGGAUGGCCCAAUUGUGUUGAAAGGUAUCCAAGCAGUCCAGGAUGCAAAGCAUGCUGCCGAAAUGGGCAUUGAGGGAAUAGUGGUAUCCAAUCACGGUGGUAGGCAACAGGAUGGUGGACCAGCUUCCUUGGACUGUCUUGUGAAAAUAGUAAAAGCUGUUGGGGACAAAAUUGACAUCCUUUACGAUUCCGGUAUCCGCUGCGGUGCUGAUAUUGCCAAAGCCAUGGCUAUCGGGGCUAAAAUGGUUUUGAUCGGCAGACCAUAUAUCUAUGGUUUGGUCCUUGGUGGUGAAGAAGGUGUUGGCCAUGUUUUACGUUCUCUUCUUGGCGAUUUGACGAUGAAUUUACACCUCGCAGGUAUUCAAUCCGUGUCGCAAAAGGACCUCAACAUGGACUGCCUAGAAUACAGUGGUUGA
Messenger RNA from Torulaspora delbrueckii, 1221 nucleotides. Its product is annotated as lactate 2-monooxygenase. Gene Ontology annotation, molecular function: oxidoreductase activity; FMN binding. The record is from RefSeq and is a predicted model, not a curated record. The transcript has a single exon. Bases 1 to 1221 code for a protein of 406 amino acids. Lineage: Eukaryota; Fungi; Ascomycota; Saccharomycetes; Saccharomycetales; Saccharomycetaceae.